UUCCCUACCUUCAAGAACAACGCGAAAAUGUUCGCUAUUUUGGCUUAUACUGUUUUGGCCAUUAUUCUUGGUGUUGUGAUCACAUCUUACAUUAAUAUUUUCUAUGGGUUCAAGCGACGUGUUAUUCAGCCCAUUAAAAAUAAGAAGUCAACUCAAACAAGUGAGCUUGUAUACCAAAAGUUUAAACAAGCUCCGGGACCCCGACCUUGGCCCAUAAUUGGCAACCUACAUCUGCUGGAUCGCUAUAGAGAUACUCCCUUUGCGGGAUUUACCGAGUUGGCCAAACAAUAUGGUGACAUAUACUCCCUGACUUUUGGACACACGCGCUGUUUGGUGGUGAACAAUCUGGAGCUGAUCCGUGAGGUCUUAAAUGAAAACGGCAAGGUAAUGAGUGGACGACCGGACUUUAUACGAUAUCAUAAAUUGUUUGGAGGCGAGCGGAGUAAUUCAUUGGCUCUCUGCGAUUGGUCACAGCUGCAGCAGAAAAGGAGGAACCUCGCCAGACGUCACUGCUCGCCCAGAGAAUCAUCUUCCUUCUACAUGAAAAUGUCCCAAAUUGGCUGUGAGGAGAUGGAGUUCUGGAAUCGCGAGCUAAAGAACCAACUAAUCCCCGGAGAACCCAUCCAGAUAAAGCCUCUUAUUCUCAAGGCCUGUGGAAACAUGUUUAGUCAAUAUAUGUGUUCCCAGAGAUUUGACUACGAUGAUCUGGAAUUCCAGCUGAUUGUGCAGUACUUUGACGAGAUUUUCUGGGAGAUCAAUCAGGGUCAUCCCAUGGACUUCCUACCCUGGCUGUAUCCCUUUUAUCAGCGUCACGUCAACAAAAUCAUCAAUUGGUCCUCGACCAUCAGAAAAUUUAUAAUGGAGCGAAUUAUCUGUCACCGAGAGCUGAACAUCGAUUUGGAUGAACCAGAUAGAGAUUUUACCGAUGCUCUACUGAGAAGUCUCAUAGAGGAUAAAGAAGUCUCCCGGAACACGAUCAUCUUUAUGCUGGAGGAUUUCAUUGGUGGGCACUCAGCGGUCGGAAAUCUGGUGAUGCUAGUAUUGGCCUACAUAGCCAAGCAUCAGGAAAUAGGAGAGAGAAUCCAGGAGGAAAUAGACGCCAUUACAUCGGAGGAGAACAGACAAGUUAAUCUACUGGAUAUGAAUACCAUGCCUUAUACCAUGGCCACGAUUUUUGAGGUGCUGCGAUACUCAUCCUCACCGAUUGUUCCCCAUGUUGCCACAGAGGAUACAGUGAUCUCUGGCUAUGGGGUAACAAUGGGCACCAUUGUGUUUAUUAACAAUUAUGUGCUGAACACCAGCGAGAAGAAUUGGAUCAAUCCAAAAGAAUUUAAUCCGUUAAGAUUCUUAGAAAAAUCAAUUGAUCAAAGCCCCAAAAGUACCGAUGGUUCCGAUUCGGGGAUCGAAAGCGAUAAGGUUAAACUGCAACUUAGAAAGAAUAUUCCCCAUUUUCUACCCUUUAGUAUUGGAAAGCGGACUUGCAUUGGUCAGAAUUUAGUCAGGGGGUUUGGUUUCCUGGUCUUAGUUAACAUACUGCAGAGAUAUAAUGUAAGCAGCAACGACCUAUCGACGAUUAAGAUCAGUCCAGAGAGUUUGGCACUGCCUGCCAAUUGUUUUCCGCUAGUUUUGACACCUAGGAAUAGCAUUUAAAAAGGGUAGUAGGAAAUCGAAAGAUUAAGUAGACCAUCCUCAAAGGAGGCUUAGCUAAGACUUGGUAAAAAACUUUAAGGUAUCAAUAAAUUUGUAGGAUAAUGAAAAAAUAGUAUAAAAAGUAUUCAGAUAAGACAUUUAUGAUCAUGAAAUAGCAAAAAACAAUAAAUCAAGAUGAGAAGUAUUUUUACGCCAUUAAUAUUGAUUUUUCAGAAUACAUUUUUUCGUUUAUUAAGGUCUUAAGAUUUUUAAAACGCUGUUAAACUUUUAUUUCUCCGUUACUAACCAUAUUUUCAAAGAUUCAUAUAACGCAUUGACUUAAAUAUUUGUAUUUCAUUUCUGUAUUUUGUACAUUCACACAAACCCUUAUAGUUUCACACCACACUGUAUAUCUCACAUACAUUCAUAAGUUUUUUAAUAUUAGAUUAAUUCGAUAAGAAUUUCGUUAUAAUAAAUGACUCAAAAUAUUUAUAAUCUUGUGUAAUGUAUACGCCAAAUGGUGUUUCAUGUAUAAUUCUUAAGCGCAUUGAACUAUUUACAAUUUUAUUUUCUUGUAGAAAUCAAUGGACUUGGGUCAAAGUGGAACCAUAUAUAAAUGACAUACAAACUUAGAGCUCAAUAAACCUAACAAGACUUUUAUCAAUAAA
Messenger RNA from Drosophila rhopaloa, 2297 nucleotides. RefSeq names its product cytochrome P450 307a1 (gene spo). Bases 28 to 1650 code for a protein of 540 amino acids. The record is from RefSeq and is a predicted model, not a curated record. Gene Ontology annotation, molecular function: oxidoreductase activity, acting on paired donors, with incorporation or reduction of molecular oxygen; monooxygenase activity; iron ion binding. The transcript has a single exon. Lineage: Eukaryota; Metazoa; Arthropoda; Insecta; Diptera; Drosophilidae.